CCAAAACUGAGCCUUGUCUUCACCCAACACACACACACACACACACACACACACACUCACACACACACCCACACCAGCACUUGAGGCCCGCGGAGAACCACCAUCACCUCCGCCGCCACCAUCACCACCUUUGUUUCACCCUCCACCCCAACAAACAGUGACAGUUGUGGUACUUUCUCAGUUCGCCUUCGUGUUGUGCCUUGGGGAGCGAGACGGAGGAUACAUAAGGACUUUGAAACGAGUGAUGGGCAGAGGGGCAUCCUUCUCCUUCUCGAAAUUGUGAAAGAAAACGCAGCAUAAUGUCUGCAUCCUACGAUAAUCCCGGUUUUUCCAACGAAAACGGAGAGGUUGCCAUCUCUCUGGACACUCUAUCGGCCAAGACCAAGGCAAGCGAGGGCAUCACAUACUCCUGGGACAAAGUGAACGUGUUUGCUACCUCCACUCAAGGAUGCGGCAAGAAGAAAUUGACGAAAGAAAAACAUAUUCUGAAAGACGUGACGGGGAUAUGCCGGCCUGGGGAGCUGCUGGCGAUCAUGGGAGCUUCGGGGGCUGGCAAGACCACACUCCUUAACGUGCUCACCUUCAGGAGCGACAACGCCCUCAAGGUGACAGGUAAGCUCUACAUCAACGGCAGGAAGGUGACCUCUGACCUCCUGACCAAGUCCUCGGCCUACGUGCAGCAGGAGGACCUGUUCAUCGGCACUUUCACCGUCAUGGAGCAGCUCAUGUUCCAGGCCAAUCUGAGGAUGGAGCGAGGCUUCACCCAGAAGCAAAUAACAGCCAGAGUCGAGGAGGUUAUGCAGGAACUGAGCCUCACUAAAUGCGCCAAGACCCUGAUUGGAGUGCCCGGUCGCAUCAAGGGGAUCUCAGGCGGGGAGACCAAGAGACUGGCCUUCGCAUGUGAGCUGCUGACCAACCCGCCUCUCAUGUUUCUGGACGAACCCACCUCCGGCCUGGACUCCUUCAUGGCCCAGAGUGUGGUGCAGGCCAUGAAGACGCUGGCUGACAGGGGCAAGACCAUCAUCUCCACCAUCCAUCAGCCCAGCUCGGAGGUGUUUGCCCUCUUCGACCGCGUCCUGCUGAUGGGGGAAGGACGCCUGGCAUACCUGGGACAGACGCAGGGGGCGGUAUCCUUCUUCAAGGGGCUAGGCUACACGUGUCCCAGCACCUACAAUCCCGCUGACUUCUUCAUCUCAACCCUGGCGGUGAAUCCUGAGAAGGAAGAGGAGUGUCGGGCUUUCGUGGACUCUACCUGCGACACCUUUGCCAGCUCAAGCGAGGGCCAGGCAGUUGGGCGCUCCGUGCAGGAUAACAUGCAAGGCGGCGGUACUACAAAUGGUUGGCUGGGGAACGAGAACGGCAAGAAAUCCGUGUCGCCGUACAAGGUCGGUUGGUGGCAGCAGUUCAAGGCGGUUCUCAAGAGGUCAGUUCUCGCCAACACAAGGGAACCCAUGGUGCUGAAGACGAAGGUGUUUCAGAUGAUUAUCGUGUCCCUGCUGUUGGGCGUGAUCUACCUCGACCAGGAGAUGACACAGGAGGGUAUCUCCAACAUCAACGGCGCGCUUUUCCUCAUCCUGACGCAGAUUAGCUUCUCUAACACAAUGGGCGUCGUGAACACCUUUUGCACGGAGCUUCCAAUCUUCUUACGGGAACACUUCAACGGUAUGUACAGAACAGACGUGUAUUUCAUAUCCAAGAACCUCGCCGAGCUUCCCCUCACCAUUUUCCUGCCACUCCUCUUCGUCAGCAUCGUCUACUACAUGAUAGGACUGUAUGCGCCUGCUGAGAACUUCUUCAUCUGCGCGGGGCUCCUUAUACUGGUGGCGAAUGCGGCUGUGUCCUUUGGCUACAUGAUCUCCUGUAUGGCAAGGAACCUUAAUAUAGCCUUGGCUAUCGCGGCGCCGCUGCUUAUUCCCCUCAUGCUGUUUGGCGGUCUCUUCCUCAACGUGGACUCCAUUCCCGUGUACUUCAUCUGGAUCCGCUACAUCUCCUGGUUCAAUUACGGCAACGAGGCACUUAUCAUCAACCAGUGGCAGAAUGUAAAGAACAUCACCUGCCCACCGGACCAGAUACCCAGCCUGUGUGCCUUCACGGGAGAGGACGUCAUUGAGGACCUGUCUUUCAAUAAGAACAAUUUAGGCCUCGAUGUGGGUCUUCUCUUUGUCAUUAUCAUUGGGUUCCGCUUCAUCGGCUUCCUGCUGCUGCUUCUCAAGACAAAGAGGAAAGCGGUGCAGCAGAUUGACUGAAAACACCAGAGAGCACAAGAGGGAGGGGCAGUGGUGGGGAGGACAGCUGGUGAUGGAGAUGGUGGGUCGCACAUUGGGGGACGGAGGGGGAGCGGCUUGGAGGAAUGUGUCGAAAAGAGAACAGUAACAUAUGAGGCGGUGCUUUAUAGGUAGUGUGACAAUUACUUGAACUUUUUGUUACUAGUAUUUAUGGUUAUUUGUUGCUGUCCUGUUCUAUUUAUCCAUUUUCUUUUCCUUCAGAGGAGCUAUGUGUAUUAGUAUUUUUGUUCUUUACUCUCCUAUUGUUUCUUGCUAUUUAUUGUUUCAUAAAUUAAGUAGAUUGUUGAUGUAAUCUGCGUAAACAUAAUGUAAUAGUGA
This is a messenger RNA of Scylla paramamosain (green mud crab), 2603 nucleotides long. RefSeq names its product protein white-like. Gene Ontology annotation, molecular function: ABC-type transporter activity; ATP hydrolysis activity; ATP binding. The transcript has 15 exons. The record is from RefSeq and is a predicted model, not a curated record. The coding region runs from base 300 to 2246 and encodes 648 amino acids. Gene Ontology annotation, biological process: transmembrane transport. Gene Ontology annotation, cellular component: plasma membrane; cytoplasmic vesicle membrane. NCBI's taxonomy places the organism in Eukaryota, Metazoa, Arthropoda, Malacostraca, Decapoda, Portunidae.